AUGCCUCCGCUCCACACAUCCAUAUACACAUACGGAGUACACAUCCAGACACAUCACCCACUCCGACUCAGAGCUAAAGAAGAGCUAAGAUUUCGGCUUCAGAAAUUGAUCGAGGAUGAGACCAUGCACAUCACAUAUCCUGAUAUUUUUAGCCGGGUCGAACGAGCCAUCUUUAGCAUCCUGUCGUUUCUUUUCCUUCAGGCUCUCAGGGCCGGAAAGCAGAAGCAGACGAAUGCGUCUCCGCAAGCAGACAGCUUCGUGUUUGAGCGGGUGAGCGGACGAACAGACAGCGUGAUCAAGCAGGAGAGCGAAGCGCCACCUGGCCUCGAAUGGGGACCGAGGACUGGAAGACCGCUGGUGGCUACCUUGGCUCUCCUCAUGAUGGCAUAUGAGGGAACCGAUACGGGGUUUGCGCCGCUGGUGCGAGAAGUCAUAUUUAAUGGCGAUAUAUAUAUUGGCCCUUUUUAA
Molecule: messenger RNA, 468 nt
Organism: Microsporum canis CBS 113480
Lineage: Eukaryota; Fungi; Ascomycota; Eurotiomycetes; Onygenales; Arthrodermataceae
Exons: 3
Coding region: 1-468 (155 amino acids)
Source: RefSeq, a predicted model, not a curated record